This is a messenger RNA of Acanthochromis polyacanthus (spiny chromis), 3990 nucleotides long. RefSeq names its product caseinolytic mitochondrial matrix peptidase chaperone subunit B (gene clpb). NCBI's taxonomy places the organism in Eukaryota, Metazoa, Chordata, Actinopteri, Pomacentridae. Gene Ontology annotation, molecular function: ATP hydrolysis activity; ATP binding; protein binding. The transcript has 16 exons. The coding region runs from base 204 to 2081 and encodes 625 amino acids. Gene Ontology annotation, cellular component: cytoplasm; mitochondrion. Gene Ontology annotation, biological process: cellular response to heat. The record is from RefSeq and is a predicted model, not a curated record.
UUCUAGUGACAUCCACGCUACGAUGAGGUGAAGCGGUUGUUUUCGUCCCGGUGUGUGUAACUAGCUACCUGUAACGGAGGUACAACGGCUGCUACACCUGAAUUACCGCGGUGUCCCCGGCCUGUAGGGUAUCUGACACCCUCUGGAGUUACUGUCCGACUGACGGUUUCUAUCCCGGCUUGGUUUUCGGUGAGUUUGUCGCCAUGUUAUCAUCCGUUCCCACCAGGCUAAUUGCGCGAAGGUCGCGCAGCCUGUCGCCGUGUAGCCGCGUGCUAAAGACUAGUGCAGGCGACGCCGCGAGUCACGGCAUCCGGGACACACCGGAGGCCAACAGGAACCCCAUCGUGUCCACGUCUCGGACCUCCAGACGGGGUAUUCUAGCAGAGGAGACCGCUGGAACCAGUGUGAAUCCAUCGGUGCAGUACCACCACCUCGCCCCUAGGUGGCUGUCUAACCUGGAGAACCGUCGCAGCUCCUGGGCGGCUCUGGCCAGCAGGGGGCGCAACAACAGCCAGUAUUGGGAGGAGAGCGGGCGGAGCGGCGGGGGUGAGGGCCGGGGGACAGGCGAAGGAGCCGGCCGGGCAGGAGUGGCCUCUGUCAGUGUGUUGUCUGCAGCAGCUGUGGCCCUUUGCCUGAAGAAAGACUCUGAUAACAAAGGUGAUGCUCUUCUGGAGGCAGCGAGGACCAAUAACGCUGAAGAUAUAGCCAGGCUGGUAAAAGAGGGGGUGGACCCAAAUCAUCGCCAUCGUCUCGGUUGGACCGCUCUCAUGGUGGCUGCCAUGAACCGACAGCACAGCGUGGUGAAAGUUCUGAUCGAAGCCGGUGCCGACCCAAAUGCCGGGGAUCACUUUAACAACGUUUACGACACCUCACGGGAGAAAGGCAUCCACUCGCUGGAAGUGCUGGUGUCCAGAGAGGAUGAAUUCAGCAGCAGGCUCAGCAGUAGGGCUGGUUUCCGUGGCUGCACAGCGCUUCACUACGCCACGCUGGCCGAUGACCCACGAACUGUCCGCAUGCUGCUGGAGGCUGGUGCUAACCCCAUGCAGACCAAUGGUUUGGGACACACAGCUCGGGCCUACGCUAAGGAGGGAGAAGUGAGCGCAGUACUGCAGGAGUGGGAAGGAAAGUUCCAGGAGGCGCAGGCUCGGCGGGAGGCGGAGGAAAGGAGGAGGUUUCCCCUGGAGAGGAGGCUGAAGGAGCACAUCAUCGGACAGGAGGGCGCCAUCAAUACUGUGGCUUCAGCCAUCAGGAGGAAGGAGAACGGUUGGUACGAUGAAGAGCAUCCUCUCGUGUUCCUCUUCCUUGGCUCAUCAGGAAUCGGAAAGACGGAGUUGGCCAAACAGGUGGCUCGCUACAUGCACAAGGACAUUAAAAAGGGUUUCAUCCGUAUGGACAUGUCUGAGUUUCAGGAGAAACAUGAGGUUGCAAAGUUCAUCGGCUCCCCACCAGGAUAUGUGGGACACGAGGAAGGGGGUCAGCUGACCAAGCUGUUGAGGGCGUGUCCCAAUGCUGUGGUCCUGUUUGAUGAAGUGGAUAAGGCCCACCCUGAUGUUCUCACCAUCAUGCUGCAGCUCUUUGAUGAGGGCCGACUUACAGACGGUAAGGGGAAGACCAUUGAAUGUAAAGAUGCCAUUUUCAUCAUGACGUCUAACGUUGCAAGUGAUGAGAUUGCCCAGCAUGCAUUGCAGCUCCGCCAGGAAGCUGAGGAGGUCAGCCGCAGAAAGCUGGCUGACAACCUUGAGGAUGUCCAGAAAGGCGAUGACAUCAAAAUCUCCAGACAGUUUAAAGAUUCUGUGAUUCGACCGAUCCUGAAGGCUCAUUUCCGGAGGGACGAGUUUCUCGGUCGGAUCAAUGAAAUCGUAUACUUCCUGCCAUUCUGUCACUCAGAGCUGCUACAGCUGGUCAGCAAAGAGCUCAACUUCUGGGCCAAAAAGGCUAAGCAGCGCCAUGACAUCACUCUUAAGUGGGAUCGCCCAGUCCUGGACCUGUUGGCGGGCGGCUAUAACAUGCAUUACGGAGCGCGCUCCAUCAAACAUGAGGAUUACCACAAACCUGAUCGUAAACCGUUGACACCCACCUGAGGGAGACACUGCCUAAGCUCUCAAGGCUGUUUGGUCGUGGUCUUUCUGGCCCUGCUCCAGAACAUCUUCAUCAACUGAGUCUUCUUUUGAAGAGGCCCUCAGAUGCUGCAAUCUCUGACCUUAAAGAGGAACUGCUGCUUUCACUCUGUAACGAGACGGCGGUUAUUUUAAAGACCCAGCUCCUGGUGGCUUUAAGUGAAAAUUUAACAUCCAUCAAAACAGAACUGCAAACAGUUAAAUCUGAGCUGUCGGUCAGUAUUUCAAACAUCAAGUCCGACCCGAGGGCCCUAAAGCAUGCUGUGGGUGAAACGGAAACUUCAGUCUCCACAUCACCGACGACAUCGUCACACUCCAAAGCAGAGCACCUGUCUGCUGAACUUUUAAAAGUGGACUAUAAAUGUGAAGAAUGUGAGCAGUGGAACAGAUGUGAUCAGAAAGAAGUCAUUUUCUUUUUUCUCUUCUUUCUGGUUGACUUGAUGCUGUCAAAUGCAGAUGUUGAAGCUGAUUCUGAUCUUUCAGGAGAAAAAGCUGCUUUUCCUUCAUAGACUUUUCAGGAAAUUAUUCUCUCAGGUUUUCUCUACUAUUGAUCUUUUUAUUAUCUAUGAUUAUUUAAUUAUUGUAAAAUAAAUUUGGAGGCAUAAAGACUCAUUUAGUUAUUUUAUUUUUGAAAUCUUUGACGUAGAAGAACUGAACUUCCAUUUUCCUUCUUGUACUGCUGAUACCAGAACUAAACAUGUCAGCUAUUUAUACUACUACUGCUGCUGCUUGUACUUCUAGUAUUACUCCUACUGCUUGUACAGCUAUACUACAGUUACUAUUAAUCGUCUGGUAUUUGGUUGUCAAGCUGCUAGUUAGUGUUGUGCUAGUGGCUGACUAGUUAGCUCUCAACAAGAUUUAAUAAUGAAAAAAGAGCCAAUUUCCAUUUUUACUUGUGAAAAGUUAUUCCAAGUUUCCUUGUCUCAAUCGUACGACAUAGCGUGCAAUUGUAUGCAGCACAGUGAGACAGCAUACUUGUUUCUGUUUUCACGCCGUCUCCGUGAACGGAAUGCUCUGAAACUUUGCCCCCACUAGCUUAGCAUCGCUGUAGCACACAGCUCAAAGGAUUGUGUCCUAUCUACUGAUUCAUAUCUAUGUCACACUACUCUACACUAGUCUGGUCCGAUGCAGUCUCGAUGAUGACGUUUCACGAGUACCUGAAAACGCAAGUACGGACAGUUACGCACUGAGAAACGGCCACAGUCUUCUUACCGCAAAGGUACAAAGCUGCUGUCUUCUCCUCCACCAGGAAACGUCUUCAAAGCUUCUUCAAAUCCAAAAUAAAUACAUUCAAAAGAUCAAACUAACGUCAUUGAUGCAUUCAGGUGCAGUUGGACAAUGAAGUUGCAUUCAGGAGCGUCAGAGAUCGAGUAUCAGUAAUGUAAAUUUCCAACAAAAAUUAUGGGGGGGCAACCGGACGGCCAAUCAUAUAUUUUUGGAUGAUUUUUACUAAUUUUUUGAAAAUAUUUAUCAGAAUUUUCUUGCCAAAUUUGGGGGAUUUAAAAUUUUUUUCAUAAAACUUUUAAGGGAAACUUUUAAAGAAUUAUUGGAAUUUUCUUUCUGAAGGUUUUUGCAAAUUUUCAAAAAAUUUGAGGAUUGUUUUUGCUGAAUUUUUUUAUUUUUUUUUUUUCAGACAAGGAAACAGUAUUUUUUGGUGCCUCUAAAUGAAGAUAGCAGGAGGGUUAAAGUGUUUUAGUUAGUGUUGGACUACCAUGUUCUGCCACAACAACUCCAGUGCUGCAAAACAUUGAUUCUCCUGCUGGAGGAAUGUAACACUAUUCUUCUCAAAGUUUUAUCUUCAUUUGGUGUUUUGAUCAUUGCACAGUCUAGCAUACUUUUAGAAAAAUAAAGGCUCUUCAAGGGCUCUUCAGAA